Vanrija pseudolonga is the source of this 3168-nucleotide messenger RNA. RefSeq names its product Beta-glucan synthesis-associated protein KRE6. The coding region runs from base 598 to 2775 and encodes 725 amino acids. Gene Ontology annotation, biological process: fungal-type cell wall organization; (1->6)-beta-D-glucan biosynthetic process. NCBI's taxonomy places the organism in Eukaryota, Fungi, Basidiomycota, Tremellomycetes, Trichosporonales, Trichosporonaceae. The record is from RefSeq and is a predicted model, not a curated record. Gene Ontology annotation, cellular component: plasma membrane; endoplasmic reticulum membrane. Gene Ontology annotation, molecular function: glucosidase activity. The transcript is spliced from 3 exons.
GUAUUGUUCAUUCGUUGUCAGGUAGACAUUCUCAGCCAAACGAACGCCAGGAGCGCCAAAGACCAGCGGACGACGACCAUCACAGCCAACUGGCUCGCACGCGCACAGCCUCCCACCCCACUCCACUCCCAUCUGCACUUCCCUGCCUCGUUGCUUUUUUUUUCUCCUGCUGGUGCACCACCCCCUUGACACACCUUCCCUUGCCUUCCCUCCCUCCCUCCCUCCCCUGCCUUCCCCUUCCCUUAGCCACCUUGCCUACCCAGAGCAAAACAAGCUCUCGGCCUAAACGAACCCAUCUGGUUCCACUGGUCGACGCGCGCCGCCGCAGUUUGCCAAGCUGCUUGGGCCUCGUAUCCAACCAAGCAUUCUCCCUCCCAGCUCCCAGCACGUAGCGCAGCGCAGCGCAGCGCAGUUCUCCCUCCCCCUCCCCCCGGGUCCGUCACCUACCCAGCGCCGCAGUCAUCAUCGCGCCGCCCGCCGCCGCGACAACUGACCGACCAAAGUCGCACAAACGCAACCCGACAGCACUCCAUCGGCCCAACCAGCGCACGGUGCCUCUUCCCGCCGCUCCUUAGGCCUGACAGCUCUGGCAGAUCCAUGGCCCCUCGUACCACGCGAGCGGCUGCACCUCUUCCUGCGCCCCCUUCCCAGUUCACCCAACCUUCCCGUCAAGCGACUACUGUCACUGCUGCUGCUGCUGCUGCGACAUCGUCUAGAGCUGCUGCCGUCGCCGCUGCCUCCGCCGCCUCCGCCGCACCACCACCAUCGUCUCCCUCCUUGGAGACAUCUCGUCGUUUCUCCAUCGACAUGUUCAAGCAACGCAACCAAGGCUCAAGGAAGAGUGGAGGUUUCACUGCGCCAAAGAUUUUUGGUUCGUCUACUCAAUCGGCGCCGCUUCUCGCCGCCGCACAGACCCCCGCUGGCGCAUACAGCCGUCUAGCAGAACAAAACCGCAGCUCCGAGGCGUCACUCGCUUCGUCCUACGAUCAAACCGGCAGCGCGAGAUACGGUCCUUCAGCCGGCCAGCCUGGCAUGCCCCCCUCCUCGUUCAGCUCCGCCACCAAUGCCCGCUAUGGGCCAACGGCAAAUCUCUCUCCAGCCUCGUCUUCCGCCAGCCACGCCAACAGAUUUUCCCCCGGCGUGACAUCAGAAAACGUCGCGCUCCGUGGGCCCGCGCCCGGAAGCCACAGCUAUGAUCACGAUGAGGAGAUUGACGACAAGCUGCACACCUUUACGGCCGCCGACCGCAAGGAUCUGUCGGCGCCCUUUGUCUUCUCAUCAUGGCGUGGAUGGUCCAAUGCCCUCACCCUGUUCGUGCUGCUGGCCGGUUUCGUCAUGCUGUUCGCGGGCUAUCCCAUCAUCAACUACUACCGUGACAACGAGAACUCGAACGGUGGCAACACGGCUGGCUACAACCUGGGCGGUAUCAACGGCUCAGGCCAGUACCCAGAACUGUCAAACUUCCCUCAGAUGAUCGACCCCGAUACACCAGACAGUGCAAAGAUCUGGAACAGUCCUUUUGACAACUCUGGCUCGACGUGGAACCUGGUGUUCUCGGACGAGUUUAACAAGCCCGGACGUACUUUCUACCCUGGCGACGACCCUUUCUUCACCGCCGUCGACAUCCACUACUGGCCUACAAACGAUUUGGAAUGGUACGACCCUGGAACCGUCACCACCAGGGAUGGUCACCUCGUCAUCACUUUGACCCAGCAGCCUAUCCACAACCUCAUGUUCAAGUCGGGCAUGGUCCAGUCGUGGAACCAGCUUUGCUUCUUCAAGAAUGCCUACAUCGAGGUCAGCGCUUCGCUUCCUGGUGUCAACGACGUUUCCGGUUUCUGGCCCGGUAUCUGGACCAUGGGCAACCUUGGCCGUCCUGGCUACGGUGCCACCAACGACGGUCUGUGGCCCUACUCGUACUCGUCGUGCGAUGUUGGUAUCAUGCCCAACCAGACUUACGCCACCAACAACGGCACAGGUCCUGCGGCUGCCCUCACCACCGGUGACCAGAACAAUUACAACGGAGCUCUGUCGUACCUCCCCGGCCAGCGCUUGUCCGCCUGCCCAUGCCCUGGCGCAGACCACCCUGGUCCUCCCGGUGUCGGCCGUGGUGCUGUCGAAAUCGAUAUCAUCGAGGCUCAGAUCGACCCCACUGUUGAAAAGGGUGCCAUGUCGCAGUCGGCACAGUUCGCGCCAUUCGACGACUUCUACCAGUAUGACAACACGUCCAAGGCUGCCAAGAUUUGGGACAAGUCAGUGACCCACUUCAACUCGUACCUUGGCGGUGUAUACCAAGAGGCCGUGUCCGGUGUGUCCUAUGUCGACAACGCCGUCUACGCCAACGUCUCGGGCCAGUUCCGUUCGUUUGGUGUGGAGUGGUCUGCCGACCUCACGAACCGCCAGAAUGGCUACGUUGGUUGGAUCAACCAGGGCAAGCCCGCCUGGCAGAUGUUCCCCGCAGCUGUCGGCCCCAACCCCCGUGUCGAGAUUGGCCAGCGUCUCAUCUCGGAGGAGCCCAUGGCCCUCAUCUUCAACCUCGGCAUGUCCAACAACUUCGACUUAGUUCGUUUCAACGACAUGAUCUUCCCCAACGAGAUGCGUAUCGACUACGUCCGUGUCUACCAGAAGGAGGGCGGCAGUGUUGGUUGCGACCCUCCCGAGCGUCCUACUGCCGACUACAUCAACAGACACAUCAAUGCCUACAGCAACGCAAACCUCACAACGUGGAAGCUUGCCGGCAACGAUUACCCCAAAAACACGUUUGGUGGAUGCUGAGAGCCAUCAUCACCUAGACCUCCCCCACCCUCAUGGCGCGCGUGGUCGCUACCACCAACCAACAUCAUCCCACGCGCCCUCACCCUCCCCACGCAUCCUUGUUCCCAUUUUCUUCACGCCGCAUACUCAUCACGGAUCGUAACGAACGGACCCUGCUUCUUCGCGCCAAAACAAGUAGCUGCGGCAGCACCAAGCCGCACAGGCGCACGUAGCGCUUUUACACCAAACAACCCCCCCUUCAUAGAGUUUGAUAAAAUCGUUACCUACCUACUCGUACCUACCCCGCACACCGGCUGAGCCAACCCACACCCCCACGCCUGCCAUAAGGCGGGCUGCACUUGUUGCAUCAUGCAUUGCGAUACCUAGAACAGGAGCUGGCAGAGAGAGCAUGUA